Labrus bergylta (ballan wrasse) is the source of this 2394-nucleotide messenger RNA. Lineage: Eukaryota; Metazoa; Chordata; Actinopteri; Labriformes; Labridae. The record is from RefSeq and is a predicted model, not a curated record.
CUCUUUCCAGCUGAUGUGUUCAGGAAGUAGAAUGUGACUCAGCUGUUAGCUUAGCUGUUAGCACAGACAGACACAGCGGGCUAACAUGUUGUGGUUUCAGGGCUCCAUUCCAGACGCUAUUAGCUCAGCUAAACAGCGGGGCUCCGUGUUCGUGGUCGUUAUCACAGGAGACGACCAGCAGUCUUCUCAGCUGAUGUCCAGCUGGGAGGAUGACAUCGUAUCAGAAUCAGCAAACAGCUGCUGUGUGGCCAUCAGAGUGGACGCAAAGAGUGAUACCUGUGUGCAGUUUUCUCAGAUCUAUCCAGUGGUGUGCAUACCGUCAAGCUUCUUCAUCGGAGACAAUGGCAUUCCACUGGAGGUCAUCGCUGGCAGCGUGUCUGCUGAAGAGCUGAUCAACAGAAUUCACAGGGUGAAGCAGAUGCAUGCUCAGCAGAUUGGACCAGACACAAUGCCUCCUGCAGAGAACAGUCCCCAUGACAACAGGGCUUCACAUCCAGCUCCAGAACCAGCUCCAGAUUCAGAUCCAGGACCAUCAGGAGGCGUCACGUCAGCAGCAGAAACAAUAAAAGUGAGUCCUGCUGAUCAAACCUCCUCUCAGCAUCAGAGUGACGAGAACCUGGAAGCUAAAGUGGAGAGGUUGACGAAGAAACUGGAGGAGAGACGAGAGCAGAAGAAGGUGGGAGAAGACGAGAACGAGAUCAGGAAGGAGAUGGAAAGGAGGAAGACGGGCAAAGACGUGCAGGACUUUAAGAAGAAACAGGAAGACGAGAAGACGAAGAGACUCAUGGAGGAGAGGAACCGAGAGAAAGCCGAGGAGAGAGCAGCCCGAGAGCGAGUAAAACAGCAGAUUGCCAUGGACCGCGCUGACCGGGCAGCGCGUUACGCUAAAGUCCAGGAGGAGGAUCAAGCGGCUAAACUGGCGGCCCAGCAGGUGAGACAGGCGGAGCAGGAGGCCCGGAGGGAGGUGCUGCUCAGGGAGAGGAGCACCGUGGCGAGGAUACAGUUCCGGCUCCCUGACGGCUCUUCCUUCACGAACCAGUUCCCGUCACAGAGCAGACUGCAGGAGGCUCGAAACUUUGCUGUCCAGGUGUGUUUCUGUUUCCUUCUACCUGUAAAGAGCUGACUACCACUGUGUUCUCUCUGUCUCUCCUCUACUACCUAACUUAAAAUGUGUGCACUCCUCUACUCCACACACUCGUUAACUUAAAUAGUGUGCACUCCUCUACUCCACACACUCGUUAACUUAAAUAGUGUGCACUCCUCUACUCCUCACACUCGUUAACUUAAAUAGUGUGCACUCCUCUACUCCUCACACUCGUUAACUUAAAUAGUGUGCACUCCUCUACUCCUCACACUCGUUAACUUAAAUAGUGUACACUCCUCUACUCCUCACACUCGUUAACUUAAAUAGUGUGCACUCCUCUACUCCACACACUCGUUAACUUAAAUAGUGUACACUCCUCUACUCCUCACACUCGUUAACUUAAAUAGUGUGCACUCCUCACACUCGUUAACUUAAAUAGUGUGCACUCCUCACACUCGUUAACUUAAAUAGUGUGCACUCCUCACACUCGUUAACUUAAAUAGUGUGCACUCCUCACACUCGUUAACUUAAAUAGUGUACACUCCUCUACUCCACACACUCGUUAACUUAAAUAGUGUACACUCCUCUACUCCACACACUCGUUAACUUAAAUAGUGUGCUUAUCAUAUUAAUUUAAGAUUCACAAGUCACAUUUUGACAGGUAUUUGCAACUCAGGAAUUUUAUAGCAUCUAACUCUGAUUACUUCCCUCAAUGCCCGCCGGUUUCCCUGCUAGAUUCAAUUUUGAAAUGUAAAAUGGACACCAAACAUAUUAUAGGCAAGAUUUAUAUAUUGCUCAACUCUGCUCAAUGUUACUGGUCUGGAGAGCCUUAAGAACAAGUGGGAAGCAGACCUGGGUGAGGUAAUUGCAGAGGCAGUUUGGCAUAAAGUCAUACAAAGGAUUUAUUCCUCCUUGUGUGCACGCUGUAAUUCAGUUUAAAGUUGUUCAUCGUUUGCAUUGGUCCAAAGAUAAACUAGCUAAAUUUAAACAGAUCUUGACCCAACAUGUGAUCGUUGUAAACAGGCUCCUGCCACUUUGUUACAUAUGUUCUGGACAUGCCCAAAACUUUUUGGUUUCUGCUGGAGACCUUUCAAGAAUAUGUGGGACAACGGUCGACCCCUCUCCACUGAUCUCUGUUUGGUGUUGCCCAGAUGAACCCUCCUGUUAAUGGGCACCAAAACAAUAUGAUAGCCUUUUGCUCCCUUUUGGCCAGAAGACUAAUAUUAUCUAAAUGGAAGGACAUAUGGCCAAUGGAUAAGGGAGGUCAUGUUUCUAACCCACGUAGACAAAAUCAGAUAUACUAUAAGAGG